Messenger RNA from Moneuplotes crassus, 1599 nucleotides. The record is from the annotation of a GenBank genome assembly. Lineage: Eukaryota; Ciliophora; Spirotrichea; Euplotida; Euplotidae.
GUAAAAAUAAUGGGAGGAAAAGCCCCUCAAGAGGAAGAAGAUAAUUGGGCAAAAGCUACUAGAAAGAGAGCUAGCAAUUCAGUCCAUAAAGUCUCCAAACUCAAAGGCCUAGUCAAACAAAUCGAAAUGGGGCUGAACGAAGAAGGCAAACUUACAGGGAUGCCAGACGUAUGGGCGAAACUAUUGGAGUGAGAUGAUAUUCUAGCUGAAGAGUCAAUAAUAGAGACUGACUUACUUCCUGAUGAGGUUGUCCCUGUUAUAGAUUCCAAUAUUAUUAACUAUGUUAAGCAAUCUAAGCCUGGAAAAUUCAUUAUCUCCUUUCCAAGUGAAGAAGAAAAAGAAGAAAUCAAAGCCCCAGAAAUGGAAGUUGAGGUAGAAGUAGAUGAAAAUGAGGAGGAAGGAAUUUCAGGUCUCACACCUCAACUGAAAUCAGAUUUCAAAGAGGCUGGAUUUACCAGAAAAGAUGUUAUCAACGAUCCUAUAAGCGUUUUGGAAACCUUAACUUUGAUACGAAGGCAAAAAGCUGGGUCAAUUCAUCCACUACCAACAAAUUCAGAAUAUCGGAAAUAAAGAAAAGAAAAGUAUUGUUUUUAUCAAAUCGGAUCCUUCCAAAGAUUAUAUUAUCCUCAACGAAAUUGGAGAAGGAGGGUUUGGAAAGGUAUAUAUGUGCACAAAGAUUGCUGACCAGAAAAUCUACGCUCUAAAGUACAUGGAUAUUACCUCCAACAAGCAAAAAGUAUACAUCGGGAAUGAAAUUACCAUAAUGAGAACAACUGAUGAUCCCAAUGUUGUUAAGCUACAUGACGUGUACCUGUACAAAGGGAGGAUCUUUAUGGUAAUGGACUACCUCGACGGGGGAUGCCUCACCCCUGUGGUUGAAGACAUGAAUCUAGACAUCCCUGAAAAUGUAAUAGGCUACAUUCUUAGAGAGACUCUUCAAGGUAUCUAUAGUCUCCAUAAAAGAGGGAUAAUUCAUCGUGAUAUCAAGAGCGAUAAUAUUUUGAUCGAAAAGGAUACUGCUGCCAUUAAAUUAACCGAUUUCGGCUAUUCAUGCCAGUUAACUCAAGAGAAAAGAAUGAGGGAAUCCCGAGUAGGCACUUUAUACUGGAUGGCACCAGAAUUACUAAAAGGGGAUAAUAAAUAUAAUGAGAAAUGAGAUAUUUGGAGUCUUGGAGUAUUUGCAUUUGAAUUAGCUCAAGGUUUUCCACCUUUUCCAAAGAAAGGAACUCAGAAGACAAUCUAUCACAUACUUUCGAGGCCUUCUCCAACUCUAGCAGUCCCUGAAAAAUGGAGUGAUUUAUUCAACUCCUUUAUUGAAUGCUGAAUGGUUAAAGAUUACAACGACAGACCAUCAGCUGCUGAAUUACUUCUCCAUCCAUUCAUCAAUGAAAAAUUUGAUUAUGAAACAGCUAAACAAGAUUACAUGAUUUUCAAGGCAGAUGUGCUUAAAAAGCUAGGCAAAAUCAGUGAAGACUAUGACGGUGAAAUCUUCGCCCGUAUGGAUAGCUUAACUGACCAAAGAUUACGUUCAAAAACUGUCAAGAAGGUAAAAUAAACGCUCAGGAUAAUUUAUCAGAUUUAUACCCAAUUUUCAUUUUA